Aspergillus steynii IBT 23096 is the source of this 381-nucleotide messenger RNA. RefSeq lists its product as uncharacterized. The record is from RefSeq and is a predicted model, not a curated record. The transcript has 4 exons. Bases 1 to 381 code for a protein of 126 amino acids. NCBI's taxonomy places the organism in Eukaryota, Fungi, Ascomycota, Eurotiomycetes, Eurotiales, Aspergillaceae.
AUGGGCCAUUGCUUGAAUUUCAAUGCUUUCGGAUGGUCUUGCGCCAUUUGGAAUAUCCUUCUGGAUUUGGCUAUCAUGGCAGUCCCUCUUUAUGAGAUCAAACGGUUGUCGUUGCGCAGUACGAAGAAAUUGUUGGUAAUGGUGAUGUUUGGGGCUGGAUUCUUUGUUACAAUUGUCAGCAUUAUCCGAUUAAAGGCGAUAAUUGUCUUUGCGAGCACAACCAAUCCUACAUAUGACAACGUGCCAACGGCAUAUUGGUCCGUCAUCGAAUGCUACGGGUCCAUAAUCUGUCUGAACAUCCCGGCCAUUCGGCGUUUCUGGUGGCGCUCCAAGGCAUUCUAUUUCAGGGGUCAUCGGCAAUAUGAUGGGUACGAAACCUGA